CACACCUCUCCUCUAUACCCAAAGCACCACUAUCAUAGCCGGAAAAUUCUCAUCGGAGAAUUUCGAAAAUGUCGUGGCAAACUUACGUCGACGAGCACCUUAUGUGCGAUAUUGAGGGCAAUCACCUCACCUCUGCCGCCAUCCUCGGCCUCGACGGAAGCGUCUGGGCUCAGAGCUCCGCCUUCCCCCAGUUAAACCCACAAGAAAUUUCUGCAAUCAUGAAGGAUUUUGAUGAACCUGGCUCUCUUGCUCCAACUGGGCUGCACCUUGGUGGAGCAAAAUAUAUGGUGAUUCAAGGCGAGCCAGGGGCUGUUAUUAGAGGAAAGAAGGGACCUGGUGGCAUUUGUAUUAAAAAGACUAGUCAGUGCUUACUCUUUGGGAUGUAUGAUGAGCCAAUGACUCCGGGCCAGUGCAACAUGGUUGUGGAAAGGCUGGGUGAUUAUUUGGUUGAUCAGGGCUAUUAGUCAUUUUGGUGGGUAUUGGUUUCUUGCAGAUGAUGGAUCACAGCCAAAGUAGUAGUAGUAGAUAUAAUUUCCCCUUGGAUCCAAAGUGUAUUUCCCUUGUGUUUUUUUCCCCUUUUGGAAGGGUGACUUGAUGAUUUCUUCUGAGAUAAUUAUUUUGAUUGUUUUUUUUUUCUUUUAAUUGAUGCUUUGAACUUGACUGCAUCAGUUCUUUAAUAUAUGAUUUUAUGUAA
This is a messenger RNA of Ipomoea triloba (trilobed morning glory), 694 nucleotides long. Its product is annotated as profilin-1-like. The coding region runs from base 69 to 464 and encodes 131 amino acids. The record is from RefSeq and is a predicted model, not a curated record. Gene Ontology annotation, molecular function: actin monomer binding. The transcript is spliced from 3 exons. Gene Ontology annotation, cellular component: cell cortex. Lineage: Eukaryota; Viridiplantae; Streptophyta; Magnoliopsida; Solanales; Convolvulaceae.